This is a messenger RNA of Bacidia gigantensis, 1701 nucleotides long. RefSeq lists its product as uncharacterized. Bases 1 to 1701 code for a protein of 566 amino acids. The transcript is spliced from 4 exons. The record is from RefSeq and is a predicted model, not a curated record. Gene Ontology annotation, cellular component: Set1C/COMPASS complex. Lineage: Eukaryota; Fungi; Ascomycota; Lecanoromycetes; Lecanorales; Ramalinaceae. Gene Ontology annotation, molecular function: histone binding.
AUGGACGAGAUCACAAGAGGGCAAUGGCAAGGUCUGGCAGCGAAAGCCAUCAUGAAUCCACGAUCACGUGCCGCCAAGAGGAAUCGCGUCUCAGCCAACGAGCUUCGAGGUUUAGGGAUAACUUCAAAUCCAUCCAAUUCCCUGCUCCCUCGCAAAAUGGACGGCACCAUUGAGACCCGCGCAACACGAGCCUCAAAGCGCCGCCGAAUUAGUCCCCCGGAACCACCACAAUCCCUCCCAAAAGCUGUGCGCUCCCCUUCCCCUGACGAGCUUGCCAGCGGGCCCCCAACGCCUCGAAUACUCUCGCGCAAUGGUUCCACGCCUUCUCUACCCCAGCACCCAUCUGCCCCCGUGACGGAGGGAGAAGGGGAGGACAUUCGCCGCCCUUCCUUCUCCCCAGUCUCAGAUUCUUCACCCGACGAGCUCGACCAUACCGCCAACCCUCACACCUUCUACCGGCACAAUGAACCCUACCGGCGCUCAUUUAGUGAGAGGGCGCGGCAGCAUGAUGCCAGCGCGGGAAUGCUGUUGGGGUCGGACGGACUGCUGAGGGUUCCGGCAUCGCCGCAGACACCGGAAUAUUCAAGGAUCAGCACACCGGUUGCGAGUCCUGCUCCAGAAGCGAUGAGGGAGGUUGUGCAGGAGGCGGUGUUCGUGCCGUACAGGUGUCGAAGGGUGCUGAGGGGUCAUGGGAAGGGUGUAGCGCAGGUGAGAUUUAGUAAAGAUGGCAGAGUCUGGGAAGUGAGCACUGGGAAGUGCUUGCAGGUACUGGAGGGCCAUUUAGCUGGUAUAUCUGCGCUAGCAUGGGCGCCGGACUCGAACACUAUCGCAUCUGGAUCGGACGACAAGUCUAUAUGGUUGUGGAAUGUCUCAACAGGCAAACCGUACCCCAAGCCCCUCCUUGGUCAUCACCACUACAUCUACUGCCUCGCGUUCCACCCCAAAGGCAACAUCCUCGUCUCUGGCUCCUACGACGAAGCGGUGAUCCUUUGGGACGUACGGACUAGGAAAGCGCUACGUACCUUACCUGCCCACUCCGACCCAGUGGGCGGCGUUGACUUUUGCCAAGACGGCACUCUCAUAACCUCCUGCUCAGGCGACGGCCUGAUCCGGAUCUGGGACACGGCAACGGGCCAGUGCUUACGAACUCUCGUCCACGAAGAUAACGCUCCUGUGACCAGCGUGCGUUUCUCGCCUAAUGGGAAAUUCGUGCUUGCAUGGACACUGGAUGCUUGCGUGCGGUUGUGGAACUAUGUGGAGGGCAGAUGCGUCAAGACGUACCAGGGCCAUGCAAAUGAAAAGUUCUCGAUUGGAGGGGCUUUUGGUACUUAUGGGGGUGAGAUGGUGGAGGGCGGGAGGAUGGAGAGGAAGGCGGCGGUCUUGAGUGGGAGUGAGGAUGGGAGGGUGGUCUGGUGGGAUGUGGUUAGUAAGGAGGCGAUUGGGGAGGCGAGAGGUCAUGACGGCGUGGUGUUGGGGGUGGAUACUAGGGGUGAUGGCUGUGUUGUUACUUGUGGGAUUGAUAGGACGGUGAGGGUUUGGGAAAAGGGUCUUGGGGGGACGGACACACGGGUAGACCGUAUGGGAUUCAAAGAAGAAGACGUGGGUAAGCAUGCGGAUGCUAACGGGGUUGAGGCAAAUGGGAAAAUGUUGAACGGAAAUAUAGAUCACCAUGUAAACGGAGAUAUGGAAGUUGAUAAGUAA